Molecule: messenger RNA, 2835 nt
Organism: Osmerus eperlanus (European smelt)
Lineage: Eukaryota; Metazoa; Chordata; Actinopteri; Osmeriformes; Osmeridae
Gene: dthd1
Product: death domain containing 1
Exons: 10
Coding region: 126-2465 (779 amino acids)
Biological process (GO): signal transduction
Molecular function (GO): protein binding
Source: RefSeq, a predicted model, not a curated record
ACAUCCUCCACAGCGCCCUGCUGAGUGUCGAGGGCGACUUGAGCGCCAUCGACGCCCUACUGAGCCACGUCCGGACCACCCUGGACGAUGCCAUCGGCACCCUGUGUGACGAAGAGGCGACCGCGAUGGCGGAGGCCAAGACGGCGUUUCAAACAAACCCACUGACUCGAGUAACCAGCCAAUCUCAGCCCUGUCCACUUGACUCGGGAUGUCAUGAAAAUACCCACAGUGCCUCAGAAUCCCAUGACGCUCCUGGCUUUGAGUCUGCUCAACCCCGUCUCGGCGCCAUCCUCCCUGAGGAUGGCGCCGAGGAUGCAUCGUGUUCUCAAGGUUCAGACGGUCGGGGUGUGUCCGAUUUGAACUACAGCCGCCCCCAGGCGGGCCUCGGAGGGGAGGGGGAGUCAGAGCCUCGGGAACGUGAAGAGCAGACGAGCACUGGAGCAGAGGGCAAAGGGAAGAUAGAGGGAGACGUUGUCAGAACUGUCGAGCCGGAGACUGAUAUUCACAAGGACAACCCCCUCAAGGCAGAUGAACACAGAGAGAGGGAGGCGGAGAGAGAGAAAGAGAUGCACAGAGAGGGGAAGCGGGCCAGAGGAGGAGAGAGUCAAUUGGUCACAUCGGGGCUUACAGGAAGAUCAACCAAUGGCCAGGCAGACGUCCCCGAUGCCUGCUACGUCACAGCGCCUGAAGGCGUGGCCCAGGUCCUGACCUGUGAGGUGGUGGAAACCCUCAGCUCCUUGAUGGUGAUUGGGUCGGAGGAGCUGGUCAGCAGUGUCAUGCGGGUCAAAGUUCAGGACGGGUCCCAAUGCCAGUUCCCAAUCACGGUCGCUGUGCCUUUCCGGGCACGUUAUCGUGGUAACUACAGGGAUGUGGUCGUCAAGGUGAUUGACGGGGACGGGAGGGUGAGCUCCAUUAGUCCCGUCAGCACUGAGGGGACGUUUGGAGGACAGAAGGGCUCAUUUGCGCAGGUCCGGGUGUACGCCCUGGGCCUGUUUGCAGUGCUGUCAUGUCUGAAGAGAGAGAGCUACACCGUCCAUGGGAGAGGCCUGUCAAUCAAACUGAGCAUGGACCCACGGGUCUGCCUGGACUAUCUCCCAGGAUCCUUCACUGCACCUGUGGUCGUCCAGUCCAUGGUCCAGCCCGUGGACACCCCUCUGCUGUCCAGUCUGAAGUCCAGCAGCGAAGUGUACCACUCGCUGGUCUCCACCACGCCCCUCCUCCACCUGGCCCACCCCACCUCCCAGCCCCUCCGCCGGCCCCUCUCUCUCACCUUGCCCUGCCCCCCCGGCGCCGACAAGAGGAGAGCGGCAGGGUGGGGGGAGGAGCCUGAGCGCCCCAUCAGCGUGGCCCCGCCCAGGGACACGCCCGGCCUGCGCCGCGCGAGAGCAUUGAGCGCCUCGGCACAGUGCUCUAGAGAAUCGUCCAAUGAGCUCCUGGUUCUACUGGGCUGGAGGGAGGAGCAGUGGAACGUUCUGGAGAAGACCACUGUUAGAAACCUGCAGAAUGGCCUGGUGUCCUUUGAGCUGACAGAGAACUAUGAGAGACUGAUGGUGAUGCGUCUCUUCUCCUCCAUGCGCUCGUCCCAUCUGGUCUCCCUGGUGGAGGAAGUGGAGGCGUGUGUCCAGCGCACCAUGGUCACCAUCGUUCUCCAGCGCCGCCGAGAUGACCCCCAGGCCGCAGUGGUGGCUGUCUUCCCCAGCAGGGACCUCGGCUGGGAGCUGUCCAAACUGCGGGCCCAGGCUUACUGCGGCCCUCCAGAGCCCUCCCAGGAGACCCCCAUGUGUGAGGGAGAGCAGCUCCUUCUAUCCUUCACUGGGAACGUCACAUGUGCAGAGCACCUGAACAACCAAACUGGCAGCGCCUGUGUGCCAAUCACCUUCCACAGCCAGAGGAAGAACCGCCUCUUCCUGCGUCUUACAGAGGUGGACCCGUUCGGGAACUACAGCUCGCCGCACUACAAGGGGACAGCCGUCUUCCACAAGGUCGCCAGGGGUCAACUAGAACGGCGUGGGGAUGAGGCGCUGCCCUCGAGCUCUCGUCCGCUCGACGAGCCCGUCUGCAAGCUGUCGUUGACGCUGCCCAAGAAAGUGAGAUCCAUCUGUCGACCUGUGAGCGCUAAGGUGAAGCUGUGUGACGAGACAGAGGCCCUGUCAGACGCCCUGCUUUGCUGGCUUUCCCGGGAGCUCUCCGAGGAGGACUUGACGCCCCUGGUCCUCUCCCUGCGCCUGCGCCGGAGCUCCAUCCAGAUGGUGAGGCUGCAGGCCCCCGACAGCCUCCCCGCCCAGGCCCUCCACAUCCUGGGCCUGUGGAGGAGGUCUCUCCCCGCCGCCCCGCAGCCCUCCAAAUCCUCCCAGCUGGCCCACUGUCUGGCCAAGAGCGGGAGGCCCGACCUGGCCAAGGAGCUGCUGUUGCGGCAGGACGCCACCAGAGGGGGCUCUAGUAGAGCACUGGGAGAGGCGAUGUAAGGAUCAGACAUGGAAUCGUUUCCUCGUCGUCUUGAGUAAACAACACGAGAGAUAGAGGGUUUGAGGUGUUCCAAACACUGCUCACACGAAAGCUUGUAUGAUCAUCAGUGAUGAGUUGCUGCUGCUCCAACAGGUAGACAACAGACUCAUAACUGAGGAACUACAUUCUGUCAGGCAUUGAAUUUUCAUUGAAGAUAUGCAGUAAAAAGAAAUGUGGGGUGAAAACAAGAAAAAUCCAGUUUGUUUCUGUGUUGUCAGGCAAUUAACCUGUUUAAUAAAGCACAUUCUGUCAGCAAAAUACUGAGUUGAAACCUUUUGGAAAAAAAACAGGAUCAAGAUCCUUUCAGACCUGGCUUGUCUCUUGUAAUAA